Messenger RNA from Symbiodinium natans, 687 nucleotides. The record is from the annotation of a GenBank genome assembly. NCBI's taxonomy places the organism in Eukaryota, Dinophyceae, Suessiales, Symbiodiniaceae.
AUGGCCAAGACACCGUCACACCCAGUGACACUGGUCUCGCUGGCUGAGCACUGCAACAUGUGGACUUGGGUCGGUGCGGCAGGGACUCUCUUCGUAGUCACCUCCCUGUGGCAGGGCCAUCGAUCGGGAGCGUUGAAGCCCAGUGGCCCAAGCUGGCUUUUAGCCAUCACAUGCCUGGUGGGCAUGCUUGUGCUUGUCAAGGGAGAGGCCGACAACAUCCGGUCGAUCUCAGGAAUGGCGAUCCCGGAUGUGACAUUCCCGUACGACCGCGACUACGUGCUGAAGUUUGCCGAGGCCAUCGGAAAGGACGGGCGCUCGCGCUACGCCACGUUUCAGCUGGGGCUCGACACGCUUGCCCCGCCAGCCUUCACGUUUUUCACGGGCUUGGCUCUGAACUCCGCGCGGCUGCCAAGCGCCGUCCGCCUUCUGGCGCUGGCGCCGCUCCUUGGGUACUUUACUUCGGUGCUGCUGGCCAACGCCCUCAUGCCAGUCGUCAUGCUCUCCUACCCUGCCUUGGAUGCCCAGCCUGGCGCGGAGCUCCUCCUCAUUCUUGUACCGUGGCUGGACUUCUUGAAGUAUUCCCUCCAUGGCGCCGUGUGGGUCGUGAUCCUUGCGGCGCUGGUCGUCAAAGCCAUCUCCGCUGUCGUCAGGAAACCCUCAAAGGAACUGCAGCAGAAGCGGGACUGA